Colossoma macropomum (tambaqui) is the source of this 3862-nucleotide messenger RNA. RefSeq names its product NACHT, LRR and PYD domains-containing protein 12-like. Bases 274 to 3729 code for a protein of 1151 amino acids. The record is from RefSeq and is a predicted model, not a curated record. The transcript has 15 exons. Gene Ontology annotation, molecular function: protein binding. NCBI's taxonomy places the organism in Eukaryota, Metazoa, Chordata, Actinopteri, Characiformes, Serrasalmidae.
GCCACACCCAGGCAGCCAGAUAAACCGGUCAGUCUGUUGAAAGCAAAAGCAAAAAUUGAGAAGGGAAUUUUUGUUGUGGAGAGAGAAACGCAAACGUUAAGCAAAUGGCUGGACCAUGAGCAGGUGCGUUGAAGCAGAAGGGAUGCUCUCCCUAAUGUCCGGUUUCCCCCCUUGUGUGGUCCUGAAGCUUCAUAAAAAGAACUCACCAUUAAAUCUUCGGAUCUAUCAAAGACCAACAUUUGAGCAAUAAAGUUUUCCUCUGGGAGUGUACUGAUGAUGGAUCGCCAGUCGUCUGUAAACCUAUCAGAGUUCAAAGAGGGCGACUCUUCCACUGGACAGAACAUGCAACAGAACCAAUCAUGUUCUCUGGAACCCAGUUGUGUGUCUAUGAAGAGUGACGAAUCAAUGAAAUUACCAAUAACCUUCAAAGACAGGGACACUUCUACAGAUCUAAGUAAAAAACUGAGGAGGUCAAGUUCUGCUGAAAAACACUUGGACUUCGUUUUUGAAGAGCUGGAGCAGAAAUCAAUGUCUCUACUGACGAAUGAGCUGAAGAGGUUCAAGGCAUUACUGAGUACAGACGAUGCUGUUUGCUCUGAGAGACAAGAAGAAGAGCAGAACAAUGCCAAAGAGGGGAUACUGAAGGCCAUACUGCACAUUCUGAGGAACAUGAACCAGACAAACCUUGCUGAAAAGCUUCAGAGCAAAAUGGCACCUGCGCAACAGCAAAAACUGAAAUCCAAACUGAAGGACAAAUUUAAAAGGAUUAAUGAAGGAAUAUCAAUGCAAGGAUUUUCAACUUCUCUGAAUGAGAUUUAUACAGAGCUCUAUAUCACAGAAGAUGGGAGUGAAGAGAUCGACUGUAAACACGAGGUGAGACAGAUUGAGACAGCAGCCAUCAGACCAGCAACACAGGACACACCGAUCAAAUACAACAACAUCUUUAAAUCCUUACCUGGACAGGACAAACCCAUCAGAACUGUGCUGACCAAAGGAGUGGCUGGAAUCGGAAAAACCGUCUGUGUGCAGAAAUUCAUUCUGGACUGGGCCGAAGGAAAAGCAAACCAGGAUGUCCACUUCAUAUUUCCAUUUCCUUUUAGGGAGCUGAAUUUAAUGAAGGAAAAACAGCUCAGUCUGAUGGACCUUCUUCAUCGUUUGUUCCCAGAAACAAAAACAUUAAGUUUAAGAGAUGAUGACAACAACUACAAUAUCAUCUUUAUCUUUGAUGGUCUAGAUGAAUGUCGACUUCCUCUAGAUUUCCACCACAAUGAGAUACUGUGUGAUGUAACAGAGUCUGCCUCAUUAGAUGUACUGCUAACAAACCUCAUCAAGGGAAAUCUGCUUCCCUCUGCUCUCGUCUGGAUAACCUCCAGACCAGCGGCAGCUAGUAAGAUCCCUGCUGAGUCUGUGGACCAGGUAGUAGAGGUACAAGGGUUCAAUGGUCCUCAGAAAGAGGAGUACUUCAGGAAGAGAAUCAGGGACCAGAACCUGGCCAACACAAUCAUCAACCACAUGAAGUUAUCAAGAAGCCUCUACAUCAUGUGUUACAUACCAGUCUUUUGUUGGAUUUCAGCUACAAGUUUAGAAAGAAGAUUGAGUGAGAAAGAGGGAGGCCAGAUCCCCAAGACUCUGACCCAAAUGUUCACAUACUUUCUGAUUUUUCAGACCAAACAGUGGAGUCAGAAAUACACUGAAAAAGAUGAAGUGGAUCCUCACCAGACCACAUUAAGAAUUCUGGCCCUGGCAAAACUGGCCUUUCAACAACUUGAAAAAGGCAACUUGAUCUUCUGUGAGGAAGAUCUGAGAGAGUGUGGCAUUGAUGUCCAAGAAGCUUCAAUGUAUUCAGGGAUGUGCAACCAAAUCUUCAGAGAAGAGUUUGGGCUUCAUCUUGGGAAAGUGUACUGCUUUGUGCAUCUAAGCGUUCAGGAGUUUCUUGCUGCUUUAUAUGUUUUUCUAUCUUUCAUCAUCAACAAUGAAAAUGUCCUAGAACAGCAAAGCACCAGUCCAGCUCAUUUUCUCAAAGGAAAAACAAUGCCUGACUUACUCAAGACUGCAGUGGACAAGGCCUUACAGAGUGAGAAUGGACACCUAGACCUUUUCCUUCGUUUCCUUCUGGGUCUCUCAGUGGAAUCCAAUCAGGCUCUAUUACAAGACCUACUCAUAAAGACAGGAAAAAGCUCCUAUGGUCAGGAAGAAAUGAUCACAUACAUCAAGGAGAAGAUCAGGGAGAACCCAUCACCAGAUAAAUCCAUCAAUUUGUUUCACUGUCUGAAUGAACUGAAUGAUCAUAUGCUAGUACAAGACAUUCAGAACUAUGUCUGUAUGAAAGACCAUCGCUGUCUUUCUGGACUCAGCCUCUCUCCUGCCCAGUGGUCAGCUCUGGUGUUUCUGCUCCUGAACUCUGAAAAGGACAUGGCUGAAUUUAAGCUGAGUAAAUAUGACAGAUCUGAGGAAUGCUUUCUGAGGCUCCAGCCAGUGGUAAAGGCAUCCAGAAAAGCAGAUCUUAGUCUUUGUAAGCUUACUGGGAAAAGCUGUGCAGCUCUGGCCUCAAUCCUCAGCUCAAAAUCCUCAAGUCUGAAAGAACUGGAUCUGAACUCCAAUGUUCUACAGGAUUCAGGAAUGAAGCUGAUCUCUGUUGGAUUGGAGAAUCCACACUGUAAAUUGAUGAAGCUGAGGCUGAGUCUUUGUAAUCUCACUGACAAAAGCUGUGCAGUUUUGGCCUCAACUCUAAAAUGUAAUUCUAAUCUGAAAGAGCUGGACCUAAGUGCUAAUAACCUGCAGGAUUCAGGAGUGAGAAAGCUCUCUGCUGGAUUAGAGAAUCCACACUGUAAACUGGAAUCACUCAGACUGAAAGAAUGCAGUAUUACAGAGGAAGGCUGUGCCACUCUGGCUUCAGCCCUGCAAUCAAACUCAUCACACCUGAGAGAACUGAACUUGUGUGAUAAUAGACUACGGGACUUAGGAAUGAAGCACCUUUCUGCUCUACUGCAGAAUCCACAAUGUAAACUAGAGAAACUACAGCUUUCUUUCUGUGGCAUUACAGAGGAAGGCUGUGCUGCUCUGGCUUUAGCUCUGAAAUCAAACCCCUCACAUCUGAGAGAGCUGGACCUAAGGAAGAAUGAGCCAGGGGAUUCAGGAGCGAAGAAGCUCUCUACUUUGCUGGAGGAUCCACAUUGUAGACUUGAAAAACUAGACCUGUAUAAGUGCAGUUUUAGAGAGGAAGGCUGUGCAGCUCUGGCUUCAGCUCUGAAGUCAAACCCUUCACAUAUGAGAGAACUGGACCUGGGCUAUAGCAAACUCGGAGACUCUGGAUCAAUUCUGCUUUCUGGUUUUCUCAAGGAUCCACAGUGCAAACUGGAGAAACUAAAACUGUAUGAUUGCAGCCUUGAAUAUGAUGGCUGUGCUGCUCUGGUUUCAGCUCUGAAAUCAAACCCCUCACACCUGAGAGAACUGAAUCUGGGAUAUAAUAAACCUGCAGACUCAGGAGUGAAGCUCCUUUCAGCUGUACUGGAGGAUCCACAGUGUAGAUUGGAGAAACUGAAUUUACAUAACUGCAGGAUUACAGCAAAAGGCUGUGAUGAUCUGGCUGAAGCUCUGAAAUCAAACCCCUCACAUCUAAGAGAGCUGGAUUUGAGCAAGAAUAAACCAGGAGACUCAGCAGCAAAACUGCUGUCAGCUCUAUUGGUGGAUCCCCAGUGCAAACUAGAGAAACUUACCAUCUGGGCCUAAAAUGUGAUAAAGAUUGAGAUUGAAGAAGUAAAUCUCAGUAGCAAAUACAAGACUUUUUUUGUGUUUGCUGGCUUGAAUAAAGUUACUGCAUGCAAGCUUUAACCUCAAUUUCAAGCUGACUGUAUCACUGGAC